This is a messenger RNA of Camarhynchus parvulus, 2227 nucleotides long. Its product is annotated as coagulation factor X-like. The coding region runs from base 97 to 1524 and encodes 475 amino acids. Lineage: Eukaryota; Metazoa; Chordata; Aves; Passeriformes; Thraupidae. Gene Ontology annotation, molecular function: calcium ion binding; serine-type endopeptidase activity. The transcript has 8 exons. Gene Ontology annotation, cellular component: extracellular region. The record is from RefSeq and is a predicted model, not a curated record. Gene Ontology annotation, biological process: proteolysis; blood coagulation.
AGGGGGUGAAGACUUCGGCUCCCGUCCCUCCCGUCCGUCCCGUCCUUGCCGUCCGUCCGUCUGUGCCGUGCCGGGAGCGGCACCGGCGGGGCCGCCAUGUCCGGGCGCCUGCCGCUGCUGCUGCUGCUGCUGUGCGCCGCGCUGCCCGCGGGGCUCCGCGCUCAGGGAGGCGUAUUCAUCAAGAAAGAAAAUGCCGACAAGUUCUUGGAAAGAACAAAACGUGCUAACUCUUUCUUAGAGGAAUUGAAGCAAGGGAAUAUUGAAAGAGAAUGCAUUGAGGAGCGCUGCUCAAAAGAAGAAGCAAGAGAAGCUUUUGAAGACCAGGAGAAAACUGAGGAAUUCUGGAACAUCUAUGUAGAUGGGAACCAGUGCAGUUCAAAUCCUUGUCACUAUGGUGGCCAUUGUAAAGAUGGAAUUGGUUCCUACAUUUGCACGUGCUUGGAUGGUUAUCAAGGCAAGAACUGUGAAUUUGUCAUACCAAAGUUCUGCAGAAUAAACAACGGGGACUGUGAGCAGUUCUGCAGCGUCCAAAGAGAUGGGCGGAAGGAUGUGGUGUGCUCCUGUGCAGAUGGAUAUGUUCUAGCAGAGGAUGGCAAACACUGUGUUGCAACAGUAAAAUACCCUUGUGGAAAAGUUUCUGUGGUAAGGAAGAAAAGGUCUGUUCUUUCACCCGCUGACCACAGCAAUGUAACGAGUGAUCAGGAAGACCCUCCUCCAUACGAAAUGACCACAGAGGAGAACUUUGUAAUUACCACAGAAAGCCCAACGCCUCCACCUGACAACAGAACAAGCAGCAAGACUCCCUAUGUUGAUACCAGGAUAGUUGGUGGGGAUGAGUGCCUUCCUGGCCAAUGCCCAUGGCAGGCGGUUCUGUUAAACGAGGAAGGAGAAGAGUUUUGUGGUGGAACUAUUCUGAAUGAAAACUUUAUACUUACUGCAGCUCAUUGCAUAAACCAGUCCAAAGAAAUCAAAGCCGUUGUUGGUGAAGUGGACAGAGAGAAGACGGAGCAGUCUGAAUCAAUGCACACUGUGGACAAAAUAUACGUUCACUCCAAAUUUAUUGCGGAGACUUAUGAUAAUGACAUUGCUUUAUUAAAGCUGAAGGAACCUAUCACGUUUUCAGAGUACAUCAUCCCAGCAUGUCUCCCCAAAGCAGACUUUGCUAAUGAAGUUCUGAUGACGCAGAAGUCUGGGAGGGUUAGUGGCUUUGGGCGGGAAUUUGAAGGCGGGCGAACGUCCAAAAAACUGAAGGUGCUCGAGGUCCCCUAUGUUAAUAGGAACACUUGCAAGCAAUCCACUAACUUAGCCAUAACUGAGAACAUGUUCUGUGCUGGUUAUGACACAGAGCAAAAGGAUGCUUGCCAGGGAGACAGUGGUGGCCCCCAUGUGACCAGAUACAAGGAUACUUAUUUUGUUACUGGAAUUGUUAGCUGGGGUGAAGGAUGUGCAAGGAAAGGCAAAUAUGGGGUCUACACCAAACUGUCUCGGUUCCUGCGCUGGGUAAGGACAGUCAUGAGUUUAUAGUGGUGCUGUGCCCCUUGAUCCUUCUUGUUACCUGCCGAGGUGCAGGACUGGAAAUGGAAACUUUCUUUUCCUGCACAUCAGCUAAGUUGGUUUUGAGAUCUGAUUCCUUAAAAUUAUGGUCUGCUUUCAUUUGUAUUAUUCCUGGCUUUAAAGCACACCUCUGAGGACUGUGGGGGUCUUUGGAAUUGGUUGAAUGAGGGAAUUUCCCCAAGCAAAAAGGCUGCUGAGUGGGGUCUUUGGCUUCUUUUAAUUACUUAUCAAUGGCCACUGUGGUUCCUAUCAGUUGUCAUGAGUGCUCCAACCAGAGGCUUCUAAAUAUGUUCUGAGGAGUCACUAGUCAUGAUGAAAGCAGGAAGAAUGGGAGUCACUAAAUCGUCAUAUUGCAGCCAUCUGGCUCAGCAGGGAGUUUGUCCCUACUGGAGUUGUUUAGCUUCUACCUUGAGAUGUGUUCAGAAGAUGAAGGGAGCAGGGGAUCUUGCAUGGUAAAAGCUGAGACACAAUUAAUUAAUCAAUAUGUGAUGCUAAAUAAUCACAUAUUUCACAAAAUGGUCUGCUCAGAUCACAGCAGCUCAUUAAAAAGGGGUUUUGAUUUAUAAGUAUUCUACUUUAGUUUAAUUUGUACACUCUGCUCAUCAGAAAAUAUAUAUAUAUAUGUGCAUAUUCAGUGUUUUCUGUAUCUUGUUCUGGAUUGUGUAUGGCUGAG